CAACAACACCAUUCAAUUCCAAUUGGUAAUCAUACGUAGUGUUUUUUUCUUUCGAAGGGGAACUUGUAAACGAACAACCAAAAAACGCCGCAAGCCAAGAAAACUCCCCAAAAAACUUUGUCCACAACGUUCGUUUUGUUGUAAAUGCUAGACGGCUAGCAAUGGCUAAACUAUUGCUGAGUAAAUCCGAUGAAGAAUAUCUGGAAAAAUGUGCAACACAGAUGAAAUUCAGCUAUGGCAUCAUCAUUGGUCAGAAAUCCGAACCUGGUAAAUACAUUGUCGUACAUUUGGCCAAAAAUGACGAGGAAGAAAGCGAUUUUCCCGAUGCCGACUCAUCUGCAACGGUUGGUCCCCAAAAGGUUGAUCAAAUCAAUUUGCAAUCACUCGGUAAUCAAUGGUUAAGUGCCGGCAAAAUGAUACCCGGUUCUUUUAAUGUUAUGGGAUUAUUUGUUGCCGGCGUUAGCAAAGAUUAUGUUGACGAUUCUUCGGAUGAAUUCAAAUCUGCCAAAAGACUGUUCUUUGAUAUGCACAACCUACUUAAACAAGGACAUCAAUUCAAAAGUAACGAACACGAUGAUACCGAAUACAUAUUCCUCACCUAUUCCAGUGCUGCAAAAAAAGCUGCAAGUAAAAUAUAUAACUAUGUGGCAAACGGUGGCACAUUUUCACCCCUGGACUAUCGUUUUGUGGAGAAACCCUUCGAAUGGUAUACGUUCGAGUGUAACUAUGAACUGAACGAUGUAUUCCCCAUUUUGGAUGCUUCGGAGAAGAUCAAUAUCGAGGUGCAAUUUCAAAAGACCAUAGAUACGGUGCGCAACAGUCUAAAUGCCAGCGAGAUUUUCUUGCAAAAUGAAUGUGUCGAUGAUGGACAAAUCCUGGAUAGCUAUAUUAAACACUUGCAUCAGGGUGGCGGACGUAAAGCCAACAGUGAUGAGAGUUAUAAGGCAACCAUAUUCCUACCCAUCAAGUGCCAAAAUACCAAAGGAAAUCAACGGAUACAUGUCAAAGAAUUCAAUGGUACGAUUCGUUUGUCCGGUGUGGUCUCAUCAAGGGUGUGGUGUAAUCCCAAGAAUACAAUAGGUGAUGUGAAACGUUUCAUACGCGAAGAUGUCAUACGUUCUUUGAUGGCACGCAUCCAGGUGUAUUGUGAUGGUCUUACCGAGCCGAAUAUUAGCAAUGAUGCUAUUUUCAUUUCGGAACCUCCACGUCGGGUGUAUUUCAAUGUCAAUGCUGGCAGCGGUCAGAAAUCAAUACAGUUCAGUGAUUAUAUUUUCCGUGGUGAAACGCCCACAGUUGCUGCGGCCCAGGCCAAACAGAUACUCGAUUUGGACAUAACACCCGACAGUAUAUCGGCCGAUUUGGAAGGUGUACCCGAAGAUGAAACAUUCAGCGAUACCUCAUUUGAAAUGCCGACCACGGAUAAACAGAAAAUGCAAAAAUUGGGUAGCCUAGAUCCGGCUGGCCAAAGGGAUCUCACACGUACCAUGUACAUGUUGGGCAUUGCGGUUUCCCUGCUGGUGCUGGUGAUAGCCAUUGUUGUGCACUAUUUCAUGAAAUGAAAUUUUUGGAAGAGGCGAGGCGUUGGCGCGGCGUUUUUGUUGGACAAUUUGGUUGCGCAUAUUAACAGCAAACAAGAAAACAUCACUCGGUUCACAGACUCAAGCACACACCCCACAUAAACACACACACCCCCUGUACUUGUUGGUAAAAUACGUUUUUCAUGUUUUUUUAAUUUUUUUACUUAAUUGUAUGAUGUACUUUUUGUAUUUUGUUUUUUAUAUAAAUUAUUUUUUUGUAAUUGUCUUGUUUUGAAAAAAAUAUAUACAUAUGUAUUUAAAAAACGAAGGGAAAUUUUGUAAAGCCAUUGCAAUGGUUUUGGCAAUAGUUAAACAAAAUAUACUUAGAAAUUAGUUAAAUAAAACAAAAAACAAAACUGAUAACAAAA
This is a messenger RNA of Musca domestica (house fly), 1945 nucleotides long. RefSeq names its product protein odr-4 homolog. Lineage: Eukaryota; Metazoa; Arthropoda; Insecta; Diptera; Muscidae. The record is from RefSeq and is a predicted model, not a curated record. The transcript is spliced from 5 exons. Gene Ontology annotation, cellular component: endomembrane system. Gene Ontology annotation, biological process: intracellular protein localization. The coding region runs from base 162 to 1559 and encodes 465 amino acids.